AGUUGAAUUUCAAUAAUUGAACUUCAAUUGAAGAGAAGCGAAUUUCUGAUUGAAAGAUAAGUGUGACUUUUAGAGUGUUGGUCUAAAUUCUGCUCCAAAUUCAACCUUGUGUUUUCUUAUCUCUGCUUGUGGUUUUUUUUUUAAUUUGAUUUGUUUUAAUUAAAGAAUUAAAUUUGGUUUUUUUUCGUUCAUUCUCUGUUUGACAUUCGCACGUGGAAAUAGUUGUUACCUUUGCUAUUUAAUUAUGGGAGCACCGAUUAAUGUCAAUGGUUCUCAUGGAAAUGUUGAGGUGAAACUUGGUCAACCUCCAUCGGCCAUGAGGUCAACUGGUGGUGUUGGAUGUCUAGUUAAUCAUGGCAAUGGACCAGCAAUUCAAAGUGGUUAUUUAAUGUCUCAGGAAAGUGCUGGGUGUGGUGGUGGUGGUGGUGGUGGGGAGAAGAUGAAUCCUGGCAAUAUGAUGCCUAUGAAUGCUAUUCAAGAACUUUCACCAGGACAGCCAUUUCCGUUAUCAGUUGGACGAGAAGGUUCAAUUAUACCCAAAGCUGAAGUUGGAGAGAAAUGGGUUUAUUCAUCGGAGCAAAUGCUCUGGGACACGAUGACACGAAAAGGUUGGAAAUGGCAAAGUGACCAAGAGAAAGAAAAAAAUCAAAACCCAAUCACGAUUCAUAAUCGAGAAUGUAAAUCUCGGAAAAAUGAUUUUUCCAAAAAACUGGCUGAUCAACGUUGGCGUCAGUCCAUGAACGCAAAUAUUGAAUCUCUGCGAAGAGUUCUAUCUAAAGACUUCGUGUUUCGUGAUGGAACCAUAAUCAAAAGGCGAGAAUGCCGAAGUAGAAACGAUCUGCUCGCCAAAGUUUCCGAUCUCAUUAGUGAUCUAGAAAAGGCAUUAAAUACCCAGUGUUCUGGAUCAUCUCCUGCUCUAAGUCCCAACGAUAACUUGAAUGCAAUUAAGAACAAAUUUAAAAUUCACCAAAGAGAAAAGGAAAAAAAUGAAACACCGUCGGCAAAGAGCCGAAAAAACUCAGAGAACUUUCUUCCGGUUAAAUGUAAACAAUAAUCAAUCACCAUCUCAAGAAUACUGAUUUAACCAAAAAGAGUUUUUCCUUUAUAAUUACAUUUUGUGAUACAUGUAUAAUUUAACUUACAUUUUUUUUAUAUUAUUUACAUUUUCAUCUUUAUUGUUUAAAACAAAACAAAACUUCAAAUCACAUUCAGUGACUAAACCAGAAUUCUGGUUGUAUUUUCUUUUCUUUUUCAAUUUAAAUAAUAAACUAUUAAUUUUUCUAUCAUUUGUA
Panonychus citri (citrus red mite) is the source of this 1292-nucleotide messenger RNA. RefSeq lists its product as uncharacterized. Gene Ontology annotation, cellular component: mitochondrion. The transcript has 2 exons. NCBI's taxonomy places the organism in Eukaryota, Metazoa, Arthropoda, Arachnida, Trombidiformes, Tetranychidae. Gene Ontology annotation, molecular function: holocytochrome-c synthase activity. The record is from RefSeq and is a predicted model, not a curated record. The coding region runs from base 245 to 1054 and encodes 269 amino acids.